AUGAAUAAUAAUCAUAUAAACUAUUCAUCAAUAAUAUCGAAUGAUCAUGAAACAGGUACAUCAGGUGAACCUUUACGUAUGUUUGAUUCAUCAUAUAAUAAUUAUGCUCCACAUUCAAAUCUUUAUUCGGAUUAUACAAAUGCAACAUCAAAAAUAGAAGCAUUCGAUUACAAUUAUUGGCCAACUACAGCAACAACUACACAUAAUAUUCUAGCAAAUCCAACAAUGACAAUUCUUGAUCAAACUCCAACAUCAUCAUCUUCAUCAUCGUCAUCCUUAUCAUCAAAUCCAACAGUUGAACCACUUGUACCUGCUUCAUCUGUACAAUUAUCCCAAAUAAAUGCAUCAGCUACUAUUUCCUCUACACAUCAUCACCAUCAUAUUCAUCAACAUCUUUAUUCACCACCAUCACCAACAUGUAAUGAUCCAUCAACAUGGCUUGGUUCAGGUAAUUAUCAGCCAUUACAUUCAACAACAAAUCCAUCAUCAUAUCGUCAUUAUACAACUCCCUGUCCAUUUUAUUCAACAAAUAAUUUUUAUGAUUCACCACAAGCACAAUGGACACAACCGCCACCACCGCCACCAACAGCACUUCCAAUUAAAUUUGAAUCAUCUUAUAGUCCACCAACAUAUUUUGAAACAUCUAAUCAUAUAAAUCAUUGUCAUGAACAAAUGUCUAAAGAGGAAUCAUCAAGUUCACCUCAACAAAUAAAUUGGCAUAAAAAUGAUUCAUCAUCAACACAAUUAAUUUCAAUACCACCAAAAAAUCCAUUGAACGGAAAAACUCGUACACGUGAUAAAUAUCGUAUUGUUUAUACAGAUCAACAACGAUAUGAACUUGAAAAUGAAUUUAUUAUAUCAAAAUAUAUUUCAAUACCACGUAAAUCAGCACUAUCAUUAACAUUAUCAUUAAGUGAACGACAAAUUAAAAUUUGGUUUCAAAAUCGUCGUGCAAAAGAACGUAAAUUAAAUAAAAAACGACAAGAAAUAUCUUCAACACGUCAAUUAAAUAAUUCAAAUGAUGUUGAUUCACCAAGUGAUGGUGGUUUUGAAAGUCCAAAUUAUUAUCAAAAUUAUGCGCUACAUGAUUAUUUACAGCAGCAACAGCAACAACCGAAAAGUGCUACUGCUGAGAUGGAUUUGAGUGUGCUUAGCUGUCUUGGACCAGAUUUUGAUAAGCAAACAGUAUUCAAUUUGCUCGGUGAUAGUAAUUAUAUUGAAUCAGGUUUAACACAAUCUACUGCAGCAAAUUGGUGGAUGUCUAGUCCAUCUCAUUGGAGUAAUUCGUUGACACAAGAAGUACCUGUUUAUACACCUCGUUCAGUAAUGACCGAACUUGAACCUCAAUCACCAACAAGUUCUGCUACUAAACGACCUUUUUCUGAUGUUAGCAAUCGAACGAUUGCUGUUCGAUCAUUGACAAAUAAUCAACCACCAUCGAAAUUAGAAUUUUCAACACCAGUACGAUCAUCUACAUCCGAUUUAUAUAAUCGAGUACCAUCAUCUAUUAAACGAUCACGUCUUGCACCUGCCUUUGCUUAUUCUACUUCUUCUUCGUCAUACGAAACAUCGCCGCCAACACAACAAUUGUCUGGCGUAGCAUCAACAAUCGAUACACCUGAAUAUUAUCAUUUGGUUAUUGAUAUUGAACCAUAUUAUGGUCUGUCUCCCAUAUGGUUACGUGUUAUACAAAGAUCAAUAGAAAAUGCUUCUGCAAAGCGUUUUCUUAAUGAAACAGUUAUGUAUGAAAUGUAUAAAAAAUAUUUUGGUCGAAAGAAAGCAACAUAUUACAAGAAUCCAGAACAUGGUUUACGUGUUUCUGCUCAACGAGGUCUUGCAUGUAUUUUUCAAGCAUUAGCACGCAAAAUACCAAUAUCUGGUUUAAGUAAACCUAAUCUUCGUGAUGGUCUUACACUUAUGCAUUAUGCAGCUAUUCACAAUCGUUCAAUUAUUAUUGGUAUUUUAAUUCUAUUAGGUGUUGAUGUUAAUUCUAAAGCAGAAGUGAAUUAUGUACCAAAUGGUGGGACACCAUUACAUUUUGCUUGUCGUCAUGGAAGUUUAGAUGCAGCAUCCUGUCUUCUAGGCAAUAUGGCAGCAAUUCAAGUUGAUCAUCAAGGAUGGACACCUAUACAUCAUGCUGCUUUUUGUGAUCAUGUUCCAAUUUUAAGAUUACUCUAUAAUAAACAUCCUGAUGUACUUGAACAAACGACUAAAGAUAGUCGUCAAUCAACACCACUUCUAUUAGCAGCAACAUCAGGUGCCUUAGAUGCUGUUCAAUGUUUAGUUUCAUUAGAUGCUAAUAUUGCAUAUAAAGAUGAAUUAGGAAAUACAGUUAUUCAUUUAGCUGCUAGUAAUUUACAUACAAAUGUAAUUGAAUAUUUUAUUCGUUUGAAUAAUCAACUUGUGCCAACAUGGACGAUUCUUGUUGAUUUAAUAAAUCAUCCUGAUUUACCAAUGAAACGAGCUACUGUUCAAUGUUUACAUGUAAUGACAACACAUGGAGAAGAAUUUUGGCGUCCAUUAUUAGAAACAGAUGGUAUUAAACGACUUAUAAGAUUACUUAAAAUGACUGAUGCAAAUUUAAUAUUAUCAACAUUAUCUGUUUUGUGCAAUAUAUCAACAAAUACAGAAGUACGUUUAGCAAUAUCAACAGCUGAAGAAAAUUUAUCUGACAUGUUUUCAAAUUUAUUAAAAUUAAACAAUGAUGAAAUACGUUCAAAAACAUCCAUAUUAAUUGCUGAUAUAUGUUUUGUUCCAUCAAAUCAAGAACGUUUUCUUGAAUCCGAAGCAAUAAUAGGCUUAUCACGUAUGCUUGAUUCAUCUAUUGAAGAUGUUCUUGUUAAUGCAUGUAAUGCAGUUGAUUUACUUUGUCGUAAAAAUGAAUUUAUGCAAAAUGAAUUAGCUAAAUAUGGAAUUAUUGAAAAACUUACUGAAUUACUUGCACUUGAUUCAAAAGUUUUACGAGGUACUGUAGCAUCAGCAUUAGCAUCAAUAACAUAUAAUAAUAUGACUAAUCAAACAUUAGCAUCAUCGAAAGGUGCACUUAAACUUAUUGUUGAUCUUAUGCAAGAUAGAGAAUUUGGUAUACGUUAUAAAGGAUCAUUGGCUGUUGAAGCAUUAGCUAUAAAUAAUGUAGAAAAUCAAAAACAAUUUUUAUCCAAAACUCUCAAUAUACAAAAACCACUUAAUGAAUUAAUGGAGAUUCGUAGUUCCGAAGAAUGGGCAUUAGAAAUUCGUGAACAAGCAGCUUUUUCAUUAUGGGCACUUGGUGGUGAAAUAAAAUUGCAACAACGUUAUGUAGCUGAAUGUUUUGGUAUUUCACAUAUUGUAACAAUGCUUUUAUCACAUUCAGAAAAAUUACAAUAUGUAUCAUUAAAUGCUAUAAUUGCAUUAGCUGAUGAAUGUGAACUAAAUCAAAAUAGAUUAUAUAAAGAAAAUAUUCUUGCACCACUUAUACGUCUGCUUAAACAACAUCAUCAAUUAACACAUCGAGUUUUACUUGUACUUGUUCGAGCAUUUAGUGUACUUUGUAUUGGCAUUUCACUUGUACCGAAUAGUUUAUUACAAAAUGCUAUUGUUGAACUAAAUGCUAUUGAUUUACUUAUACGUAUAAUGGAAUCAACACAAUAUAUUGAUUUGAAAGUUGAAUGUUGUUUAACGUUAUCAAAAUUAGUAUUAAAUAAUAGUGCAAAUCAACAACAUUUAGCAAACGAAUUUAAUGUUGAAGAUGUUGUUUUUCAAUUUAUUCAAAUAGAGGAAUCUGAUUUAAAAUUACGAGCUUUAUUAGCAUUAUCAUUAUUUGCUUAUAAUAAUCUUGAAAAUCAAGCUAUUUUAAAAGAAACAAAUACGAUUGUUUGUAGUGCAUUUCAACCAUUUAUUGAUUCAUUGAAUCCAACAUAUUCAGCUAUGGCUUGUUUUCAAGUCAUUGUUCUUGCACGUGUUAUUGCUGAUAGUGAUGAUGAACAAGUUACACUUACAGCACUUGUUAUUAUGAAACUUGCUGAUCUUUUAUUACAAAAUAAUAUAAGUUUAAUUACACAAAUAGCUAAAUAUGUAUCAUCAUUGGCUCGAAUUCGAACAGGUAUAAGUGAUGGAUUUAUAUCUUGUCAAGUGCUCGAACGUUUAAUUAAUAAGCUCUAUGUUCGAUCACCUCCACAGACAAGUGAAGAUGCAGGUGACGAAGCUGAAAUGCAUAGUGCUUGUGCUGUAGCAAUUGGAGCAUUAACAUAUAAUAAAACAGCAUUUCGUCGUCUCUAUAAUCUUGUUCGACGUGAUCCAACGCUUUAUGAUAAAAUUGUUGAAUGUGGUAACCGUUCAUGUAUGUCACAAGAAUUUGUUAGAUUUUUUGAAAGUGAACGAGCAAAAGGUUUACCAGUAGACAGUCUUUCUGUUCAACUUCAUGUACUUGAGUCUCGACCAACAUCUUCAAUUCAUCGUCGAUCAGUAUAUAGUGAUCGUCAAACACCAAGUCGUCUACGAACUGCACAUAGUCGUUUACAAUCCCAAACACCAUCACUUUGUUCAACUAUACCAUCAAUACAAAAUAAACGACGUUUACCUUUAUCAACAAAAUUAACUCGUACGUGA
Molecule: messenger RNA, 4587 nt
Organism: Rotaria sp. Silwood2
Lineage: Eukaryota; Metazoa; Rotifera; Eurotatoria; Philodinida; Philodinidae
Source: the annotation of a GenBank genome assembly